Molecule: messenger RNA, 375 nt
Organism: Postia placenta MAD-698-R-SB12
Lineage: Eukaryota; Fungi; Basidiomycota; Agaricomycetes; Polyporales; Adustoporiaceae
Exons: 3
Coding region: 1-375 (124 amino acids)
Source: RefSeq, a predicted model, not a curated record
AUGGCUGGCGAGCAUCUGUCCUUACUACUCGUCCUGUGGGGUGAGCGCGACCAGGCCGCAGACGUCCCGCUGCUCCCAAUCCCAUCUCGAGCCUACAUCGAGAUCGUUCUGAUCGAGUUUAUGGUCGUCAAAUUCAACAUCUUCAGCGUUUGCGUUACAUCAACACGCCUGCCAUCCGACGCGUCUGUGUCGAAUGGGAGUUUGCGUGGCAGUCUUCGCAAUGGGUGCCGCUCCGGCCUGCUCGGAGACGUGUGCCCGGAGCUCGCUGUGCCGAUCCGCAAGGUGUGGAUGAUUGCGCAGCGCCCGUUCCUGUGCGACGAGAUGGAUAGGGGUGCGCAGCCGCCGCCGCUCGUCAAGGCGUACGCACGCGCGUGA